AUGGCAAACACAGUAGCAACGGCUAUCAUCCUCGUUGGCAACUAUUCAGAAGCAAGUGGUGAGGAAGUCCAACUCGACGGCAAGAGGAAAAGGGGAGAUAUACGGAGUACAACUAAGAUUUCGCAACUUCUCCCCGCCUUAGCGGAGAGCUGCCCUUCUACAGCAAAAGAUGGCACAUACAAGCCUGCAAUGGAGCUUAAGGUGUUUGGGCUGCGAGAAGCUCUGAGGGAUGAGAGGAUAUCGCCUAUCAAUACAAUAUAUUGGACGUUAUUGUUUUGGCCAAAGCCGUCUGAGUCCACUAUCACGCCGCUUCUUCCUGUCUCCAAGAUAGUCUUACCCCUUUUCUCUAUCCACCAUAGCCUCACAUCUCCUACCCUACAGUCACAGCGGUCGAGGCUCUUCGCUCUCGGUCGUAGAUCUGACUACCCUCCCUCUUCCCACGUCACUCCAAACCUCGAGCGAACCCCGGACGAGAACGAACCAUCAUUAUCUCUCAUCACUACAGAUCCUAUGGACUACGCUUCACCGGUUGAGCCGUGCUCUGGACAGCUAACUGAAUCCUUUUACUUCUCGCACCAUGUUCAGUUCAUGCGAUUGCCACGGUAUAGGUACUACCAUGCCGAGAUGGGUCGUUUCCCCCAUGCUAUGCAUCGUGGUCGCUGGUCAUUUCCUGGAAUCAUAGAUGGGCAAAACGAGCGUCUACUUAGCGCGAACCUUGAAAGUGCGGGCAAGGAGGCUUGCGACAUGCAUACAAACGGAGAAGCGUAUUGCUGGCGCUUGGGAGAGAAGAAGAAGAAGAAGAAGAAGAAGAAGAAGAAGAAGAAGAAGAAGAAGAAGAAGAAGAAGAAGAAGAAGAAGAAGAAGAAGAAGAAGAAACCGCUCCACCUUACUUCGCUAUCAUUGGCCGUGGGACUUUAUGUGCAAGUUGUUGGUUUCAAUUCUGGGCUUCAAGUAAUGUGGCUAACCAAUUUGCAAGGCAACGGUGCUUGGGUGGGAUUCACUGGGUUUUCAAAAGUUUCCGAAGGCAGAAUUGAAACAUAUGCUAUGGUUCUACUAGAGGGAACACCAAUGGUGAGUCCAGCAAGGAUGUGGAGCAGCGUUUGUAAGAGGAAAGAUGUUGAGCUCGCAGUUUCCUACGCGAAUAUCGGUGGGCGCUCCACUACCUACCUGAAUGGAACAACUCAGGCUGUGCUUUGCAACCUGAAGAAGUUCCUGCCGGGUUCCAAUGGAUUAUUUUGCUCUUCAGUAGUUAGAUCCAGGAGAAGAUGGGAGAGGGCCGAAGUAGACAUGUUCGACUGCGAUGUCACCGUCUCGAGAGUUGAAGCUGGUGUCAUUUUUGCUGGUAGUAUAGGCCUGAAAGGGUCUUUUUCCGGUAUCGACAACGUCGGUAAGACGGUACUGACAAUUCCCAUACCAAAGCUAGCAGAUGUACUUGGUCCACAAAGAGAGGCGGCUGGCCAACUUCUAUUUGGGUGGUCCGUAUUCUUAGCUUGCCGUAUUCCAACUGUCCUACUACUGAUGUGCGUCAAAGUUCAUCGUGCUCUCAGGCCUCCUCGCAUUGCAUUUAGGUCUCGCAGUGGUUGCUUUGUGAUAUUCCAACUCCGUAAUUAUUUCCGAGAAUUCGACUAUAAUUGCCGCUGGAAGGCUUGGUAUCUCUACGGUAUUCAUCCAUCGGCAAAGACUAGCACUGCAUCUGGUGAGCAAGCAAUCGUCCUAUAUAAAGCCAGAAUUGGCAGCCAGCUUAAGACCACUGCUCAGACAAAUUUAACAAUAGGUUGGUACAAACACUGGUGUCGAUUAACUUCCUAA
Molecule: messenger RNA, 1809 nt
Organism: Lindgomyces ingoldianus
Lineage: Eukaryota; Fungi; Ascomycota; Dothideomycetes; Pleosporales; Lindgomycetaceae
Exons: 15
Coding region: 1-1809 (602 amino acids)
Source: RefSeq, a predicted model, not a curated record